Macrosiphum euphorbiae (potato aphid) is the source of this 1008-nucleotide messenger RNA. NCBI's taxonomy places the organism in Eukaryota, Metazoa, Arthropoda, Insecta, Hemiptera, Aphididae. The record is from the annotation of a GenBank genome assembly.
AUGUGCAGUGCUAGUACAUCUUCCAACACGACAGUGGUAGGGACUGAAAGCGAUAUUGAAAUCAUAGACCCUCCCAGUACCUAUGUUUCGGCGAUGGAAUUCAGUUCGUAUCAUACGAUUCGAAAUAAUUAUCUCGCCGCGAGUUGUUUCGACCGAACAGUUCGUCUUUGGGAAGUCAGACGGAGCCGCAAAAACGAGCCAAAAACGGUGAUAGAAAUGCCAAGUCUAAUUUUAGACAUCGCCUGGAGUAUUCACGGUAGAGGUGUUUAUAUGGCGUCUAUUGACAACCAAUUGCAAUUCAUAGAUUUCGGAAAACCUAAUAUUUUGUUAUAUUCUGCAAACAAUUAUCACGAUGGACCCGUAAGAACCUGUAAUGUUAUAAAAAAAACUAAUUACAUUUCUUGUAUCAUGACUGGAUCGUGGGAUAAAACAAUAAAGAUAUGGGAUUCUAGAUGCAUUGAACCCGUGGUAACCAUUAAUUUGCCCUACAAUAUUGCUUGUGCUGAUGUGGAAGAUGAUAUGGCGGUUGUCUGUACGGAACGAGGGAUGAUUUACGUUUAUGAACUAGGACCUAGGAUUAAGAUGACAGCGUAUUUCAACACUCAUCAAAGUGAAAGUUGUAGUGCUGCAAUAUUCAGAGAUAGGAGAACAGGAAAACCUGCUGGUUUUACAUUGGGGACCCCAGAAGGAUUUAUUAUCCCAAUAUAUAUUGACAAAAGUCACGACGUCCCUAAUGUAGAGAUAGCAAUGCCUUUAAAUAACAAUGCCGCAGUUAAUGAUAUUAAGUAUCAUCCAAUCAAUCAUGUAACAGCAGUUCUUGGAUCUAAUGGUCAUUGCUCAUUUUUCAAUAUGGAACCACCGGGAGCUACCAUACUUUUAGAUAAAUGUUGCCAAGCAUCUAUUAAUAAAUGUUGCUUUAAUGUGGACGGCACCAUUUUUGCUUAUAAUACGUUUCGUGACAAUUCACAGGUAUGUCAAUUAAUAAGCCAAAUCAAAUGUAUAAUGUGA